AUGUUAACACCAACCGGUGCGAUCGUUUUAUGGUACUGUUGCUGCGGAUUGCUGAUCCCCAGGCAGAUGUCGCGCCACCAGGGUCUCCUCAAGUGCCGCUGCCGCAUGUUGUUCAGUGACCUGAAGGUCUUCCUCCUGAGGAGACCCCCCGCGCCCCCUCCGCCCUCGCCGCCGCCUCUCCCUCCCAUGAACAGUGGGGACCAAGCAUUGAGCUUGCAAGCUUCCAACAACAACACGCUGACCACGCUCUAUGGAGGGCGAAGGGGACCUUGGAGAGCGCCGACUGCCGGGGGUGGUGGUGGUGGAGGAGGAGGAGGAGGAGGAGGAGGAGGGCGGGCAACGAGCCCUCCAGAAGAGGAGUGGGGAAGUCCUGGAGGAGAGGGAGAGCAGCCCAUGUCUAUGAUGAGCAGCGCCUCCUCCGAGGACUUCUGCAAAGGGAAGGCGGAAGAUCGGUAUUCCCUGGGGAGCAGUUUGGACAGUGGCAUGAGGACGCCGCUCUGCAGGAUCUGCUUUCAGGGCCCAGAGCAGGGUGAGUUGCUUAGUCCUUGUCGGUGCGACGGGUCAGUGAAAUGUACACAUCAACCUUGUCUAAUCAAAUGGAUCAGUGAGAGGGGAUGCUGGAGCUGCGAGCUGUGUUAUUACAAGUAUCACGUCAUUGCCAUAAGCACAAAGAACCCCCUGCAGUGGCAAGCCAUUUCUCUGACCGUCAUUGAAAAGGUUCAGAUAGCGGCCGCCAUCUUGGGUUCUCUCUUCCUUAUCGCCAGUAUAUCGUGGCUCAUCUGGUCCACCUUCAGUCCUUCUGCGAAAUGGCAACGGCAAGACCUGCUCUUCCAGAUCUGCUAUGGAAUGUAUGGCUUCAUGGACAUUGUCUGUAUAGGUUUAAUAAUCCACGAAGGACCCUCAGUUUACAGGAUUUUUAAACGGUGGCAAGCAGUCAACCAACAGUGGAAAGUUCUGAACUAUGACAAAGCAAAGGACCUGGAGGAUCAAAAAACAGGGACCAGGACCAACCAACGAACCUCCUCUCAGACUAACCAUUCAUCCUCCGCUGGUGGUGCCACUAGCAACUCCGCUCCAGCCGAGAGUGUGGCUCGGGGAGCUGGCCACACCACGGGCACCUUGUCUGACCACCACUGUGCUUAUACCAUCUUGCAUAUACUCAGCCACCUGAGGCCUCACGAACAGAGAAGCCACUCUAGCACAAACAGAGAGCUCGUCAUGAGAGUCACGACGGUCUGA
Zootoca vivipara (common lizard) is the source of this 1239-nucleotide messenger RNA. The record is from RefSeq and is a predicted model, not a curated record. Lineage: Eukaryota; Metazoa; Chordata; Lepidosauria; Squamata; Lacertidae.